AGCAAUAAGGAGAUGUUGUUCCACAGUCUUCUGCCUCCAGGCAUGUGGACGGCCUGUAGCUUCUAAGCCUGGGUGGAAAGGGGCAGUGAGAUGCCUGUCUGUGCCUUCCUCUGUCCGUUGUACUCACGCCUAUGCGUGUGUACACGGUGCACGCGGCAUUUUACUUUACAGAAGGGAAGUGCACACAGGACUGUGCCCGAGGCCUCGUCCCUUAGCGCGUGGGCUGGUGCUUGUCCGCGCUGGUGUGUCGGCGGGUGGAGAGCCACUGUGGACGGUCUGUGUGCGUCUGCCUGGCGUGGCCGGUGCGGUGAAGGUGUGGUCGAUGAUCGGAGUGAAGCCUUUCGAGCUGGGCAGGGAGAGCUCGCGACGCGACUGAAGAGGGUGCACAGAGGGAGCGCCCGUGCUAUGGUCGCCCCGCUUCUCCUCGCCCUGACCGAGGCCUCGCCCUGACGUCAGAGCAAGCAGAUUUCAGGACAGAAACAGUCUCCGCCAGUCAAGAAACCCUCAAAAGUAUUUUGCCAUGGAUUUAGAAGACGAAGAAAACAUGAGUUCAGGCAGCACAGAUGUUAAGGAAAACUGCAAUCUGGACAACGUGCCCCCCAAGGACGGCAGCACACCGGGGCCCGGCGAGGGCGCCCCGCUCUCCAAUGGGGGCGGCGGUGCCAGCAGGAAGCGGCCCCUGGAGGAGGGCAGCAACGGCCACGCCAAGUUCCGCCUGAAGAAGAGACGGAGGACGCCGGGGCCCGCCCUGCCCAAGAACGCGCUGAUGCAGCUGAACGAGAUCAAGCCUGGCCUGCAGUACAUGCUGCUGUCCCAGACGGGGCCCGUGCACGCGCCGCUGUUCGUCAUGUCCGUGGAGGUGAAUGGGCAGGUGUUUGAGGGCUCGGGCCCCACGAAGAAGAAGGCCAAGCUGCACGCCGCUGAGAAGGCCCUGCGGUCCUUUGUGCAGUUCCCCAACGCCUCCGAGGCCCACCUGGCCAUGGGGAGGACCCUGUCCGCCAACACGGACUUCACGUCCGACCAGGCCGACUUCCCCGACACGCUCUUCAACGGCUUCGAGACCCCGGACAGGUCGGACGUGCCCUUCUACCUGGGUUCCAACGGUGAUGACUCCUUCAGCUCCAGCGGGGACCUCAGCCUGUCGGCGUCCCCAGUGCCCGCGAGCCUGGUGCAGCCUCCCCUCCCGGUCCCACCGCCCUUCCCACCCCCGAGCGGGAAGAACCCCGUGAUGAUCUUGAACGAGCUGCGCCCAGGACUGAAGUACGACUUCCUCUCAGAGAGCGGGGAGAGCCACGCCAAGAACUUUGUCAUGUCCGUGGUCGUGGACGGGCAGUUCUUUGAAGGCUCGGGGAGGAACAAAAAGCUGGCCAAGGCCCGGGCCGCGCAGUCUGCCCUGGCAACCAUUUUCAAUUUGCACUUGGACCAGACGCCGUCUCGCCAGCCCAUCCCCAGCGAAGGCCUCCAGUUGCACUUACCACAGGUGUUAGCGGAUGCUGUGGCCCGCCUGGUUCUGGAUAAGUUUGGUGACCUGACGGACAACUUCUCCUCCCCUCACGCGCGCAGGAAAGUUCUUGCCGGAGUCGUCAUGACAACAGGCACGGAUGUUAAAGAUGCCAAAGUGAUAAGUAUUUCAACAGGAACAAAAUGUAUUAAUGGCGAAUACAUGAGUGAUCGUGGCCUUGCAUUGAACGACUGCCAUGCAGAAAUAAUAUCUCGAAGAUCCUUGCUUAGAUUUCUUUAUACACAACUUGAGCUUUACUUAAAUAACAAAGAUGAUCAAAAGAGGUCCAUCUUUCAGAAAUCCGAGCGAGGGGGGUUUAGGCUGAAGGAGAAUGUGCAGUUCCAUCUCUACAUCAGCACGUCUCCCUGUGGAGACGCCAGGAUUUUCUCGCCGCACGAGCCGAUCCUGGAAGAACCAGCAGACAGACACCCGAACCGUAAAGCCAGAGGGCAGCUGCGGACAAAAAUAGAGUCUGGCGAGGGGACGAUCCCAGUCCGGUCGAACGCGAGCAUCCAGACGUGGGACGGGGUCCUGCAGGGGGAGAGGCUGCUCACCAUGUCCUGCAGCGACAAGAUGGCGCGGUGGAAUGUGGUGGGCAUCCAGGGAUCCCUGCUCAGCAUCUUCGUGGAGCCAAUUUACUUCUCGAGCAUCAUUCUGGGCAGCCUCUACCACGGGGACCAUCUCUCCAGGGCCAUGUACCAGCGCAUCUCGAACAUCGAGGACCUGCCCCCUCUCUACACCCUCAACAAGCCCCUGCUCAGCGGCAUCAGCAACGCAGAAGCGCGGCAGCCGGGGAAGGCACCCAACUUCAGCGUCAACUGGACGGUGGGCGACGCGGCCAUCGAGGUCAUCAAUGCCACAACCGGGAAGGAUGAGCUGGGCCGCGCCUCCCGCCUGUGUAAGCACGCGUUGUACUGUCGCUGGAUGCGUGUGCACGGCAAGGUUCCCUCCAACUUAUUACGCUCCAAGAUCACUAAACCCAACAUGUACCACGAGUCCAAACUGGCAGCGAAGGAGUACCAGGCCGCCAAGGCCUGUCUGUUCAAAGCCUUCAUCAAAGCCGGCCUGGGCGCCUGGGUGGAGAAGCCCACCGAGCAGGACCAGUUCUCUCUCACACCCUGACCGGGCCUGGCGCAGGGCUGCCGGGCGUCCAGCUCUGUCCCGGAACCUCACAUCUGACCUUGGGGACAGGCCCGGGGCAGGGCUGCCGGGCGUCCAGCACUGUCCCCGGAACCUCACAUCUGACCCUGGGGACAGGCCCGGGGCAGGGCUGCCGGGCGCCCAGCACUGUCCCUGGAACCUCACAUCUGACCUGGGGGCAGGCGGGGGGAUGUGGGGUGCCAGACGUCCAACACUGACCGCCAGAACCUCACAUCUGACCUGGGGGCAGGCACGCGCUCCGAGGAGGGUGUGGAGAGGUGUUGGGGUCUCUCCGUGGCAGCAUUUCCCCUUUCGAAUUAUCCAGUGACUGCUUCAAUCUCAGUUUACGUUUAGAAAUUGAGUUCUACUGAGUAGGACUUCCUUAAGUUUAGGAAAAUAGAAAUUCCUUUGUGUGAAAUUCUUGAAUAAUUUAUUCAGAGCUAGGAACCUGGUUUGUAAAAUAAGGAGAAAUUACGUCAGGUCACUCUUACGCCACAUUAUUUUAACUGCAAAGAAGCAUUUCUAGGUGGAGGAGGCGAGGACGUGGAGGGGGAAGCAGUAACCUGGAGAGACUGUCGAGCGUGUGUGCACGCAGGUCCCUUCUCCCUGCUGGCCCUUCCGUGACCCAGCUCCCAGCGCGGGGGUCAGGGCCCGCCGAGGGAGGAGGCACCCGCAGGAUGGGGCCCAACCCUCCACGCACACGAGUCCACGUCGCGGCAGCCUGGCGGGCUGUCCCGUGGAGUCGCAGCCCAGCUCCCUGGGCUUCAGCCUCCUCUAGAUGCUUCCGUGCCCCUCGUAGGAUCAUGUCAUGGGAAACUUUUCUUGGUUUACUUCUAAAUGAUCAAAGGUAAAACAUGGCCAGCAGUCCUGGCCAGUCAUUUGGGUUUUUAAGCAGUAUUUUGCUCUUAGAGACUAGAAGGCAUCAUGGGGGCCCCUGCACAUAGCCCUGAGCGCCCGCCUCCUCCCUCUGAGCCCCGCGGGCAGGAGCGGCCGUCCGCGGAUCUUCACAGGAUGGAGGUAGAGUUCGCUAAGUAGAUGUUCAUUCUUGGAAAAUAACACUUAAGGUAUAUUUUUAAAUUAUUCUUUCCAGCUUUAUCAAAGACGUGUUUGAAAAAUAAGACGUAUGCAGGCUGACAGCUGCGGGGGGGGCAGCGUGCCGCGGGCGUGGUCUCCACCAGGGUCCAGAUGGUGAUUGUCACGGCAGGGAACGGGGUGCUGCUGGCGUCUGGGGGACCCCAGGACGCUGCUUCACGCCCGACAGCACACAAGAAGGCCCCGGGCAGGCUGAGCCAGCCAGCAGGCCAGCCGCGGUCGAGGGCCCUGGGUGGCCCGCCUCGGCCCGGGCUCCGAGGUCUGCACCACUUGCCUUGUGCUUCCACUCAGGAUCGGGGGAACCAGACAGAGCACUUCCUGCCCUUUGCCCAUUCAGUGCCAAGUCGUGGCUCCGGAGGGGGUCUCGUGGGUGCUGCAGGCAGAGACGAGGACAGACCCCGCCCCACAGCAAAGUCCAGGAUGUCGACACCUGUGAGGCAUUGAGCUGUGUCCUGUGUCCUUUACGGGCUCAGAAAAUGUGGAACAGGAGCAGAGUGGCCCGCUGUCAUUCUGGCCCAGACCUCGUGUGCUCAGAGCAGGAUGUUUAGACCCAGAGCGCCAUGCCUCUUGAUGCCUCCACCUGUCUGCACCCAGCGGCGAGGGUGGCGCGUUGCCGGGGACUGACCAGGUUCAGAGGACGAGGGGCGCCCACACCAGCCUUCUCCCCUUCUGCAGGGUAGCUGCUUGUCCCGAACCAGUCGGAGCGCGGGCCUCAGCCCCGUUGCCACAGCAGGGUCUGGCUUGGUUAGGAUGUGCUGGAGUUUCCUUUGCACAAAAUGAAGGGGGUCUGGUGGGUUGCUGCCCCUGCCCAGAGCAGGCUCUUGCACACUCAGAAAAACAUCUUGUGAGUCCCUGCGUUUUUAUUCUUGUCUCUCUAAAUGGUAUUUUUUCUAAUGGGGAUUGGGAAAUGGACUUAGUUUUUAAAAAAAAAUGUGGGUUUUGAUUACAAAGUGGAGUGGAAAUAUAUUCCGUAUACAUACAGACGAUCGGUAUGUCUAGAGUGUCCCUCCUGUCAGAUCAUAGCUGGAAUCAGCCUGAGGCCCCCGUCCCCACCCCAGGGAAACGAAUGCCUUACUGUAAGUGUGCGGGUCCCAGCGGACCCCCAAGCUGUGCGCUGCUGCCGUUCCCAGGUGGGGUUUCUGGACUGUCCAGGACAGGCCGAUGCAGGGCUGGCACCCGAGAAAGCCCAGGCUGAGCCUGUGGGCCUGGGGAGGAAGGUGGCAGAGGGGGAGCCCCAGGCCGGAGGGAGCAGAGCCUCCGUCUGUGAGUCAGGCCACGGGCGGGGCAGGAGGCCGCACAGCCCCCACCCCUGGGACAGGACUGCUGGAGCGACUAGUCUGCAGAGCAGAAAAGAGAAGGAAAUGUUGGCUCCUCCGUGAGACAAACCAGGAAGCUUAACACUUUAAACUCCCCCCAAGUGCGUGUUGUGAGAUAUCCAGCGGCUGUAUCCUUGAGGUCUUAUUUGGCAUCCAGUGUCCUUAAUCUGGUUUUUAGAGACUUAUCAGAAAAUUCAACACAAUGAAGAACUUGAUUUUUUAAGAAAAAUCUUAAAUUUUGAGGACGUUUUGACUAGUGUGGGUCGGGAGGGUUUCUAUUCUGUUUUGUUAGCCAAACCUGAAAUGUUAAUUCCGCAAAGCUUCUGGCCCUUCUGCGGUUCUCAGGCCCAUGGGCAGCUGUCCCAACCGCGGGAAGGCGCGAGCGCUGUGGGGCCGAGUGGGGGACGUUGUCGCAUCAGCCCUGACGCCUGCGCAGGGUCGGGAGCUUUCCCCUCUUGUAGGCACGGAUGCCAAAGAACUGCGAUUUUGAUUCUGGGUCUUAACUGAACUUUUCCUGCUGGAGAGUUUCUUUGUAAUCGAAACUGAUUUUAUGUUAAAAUGUACAAGCCAACAUCUCAGAAGGCGUUGAUGUCUCUGGAAUUUAUUUUCAUUCAGAUAAUCUUGUUGAUCUCCAGACGGUUGCAUCACUGCUUUCGCUGUGAAGACAGCGUCCUCGUGCCCUCAGGGAGUGGACGAGGGGUGGCGGGCGCCGUCCUCCCCUCCAGGUGCAGGUCCGAGAACAGAAUCCGAGUUGCCUUGGAGAGGGCUGUGUCCCCGUCCGGCCACUUUUCUCAGAAAAAGAAAAAAAAUACAACACGGAUAGAUCGUUUUCAUUUCUAAAAUAUCUUACACCAAAAUAUAAGUCUGCCUCGACUGUAAAUUUGAUCCCGUGUGAGAAGUGAAAUUAGCUAGGUUUCCCACCUCUAAAUUCUAUUAAAUUAGGGAAUCUCAAAACGUUUCUUUUCAUCGAUCCCAAACUAUAUAAAUGAAAAGCGCAGUCUUUGUGAUCAUGUGUGUCCAGUUUUGUGUGUCCUUGUCCCCUGGCGCGUCCUUUGACUGCCUCUCCCCAUCCAGCGGCCAGCCCACGGGCUCUGUGUCCACACCGGGGAGGGCGGGCGGGGCGGGCCUGCUCUGUGCUGACGGCAGCGAGCCUGCACUUGUGUCCCUUGUUGGGAGGACGAGCCCCCAGCCUGGGAGCACUUAGUUUGGCCACAGCAAGGGCUGAGCCGAGGGCUGUCCUUCUGGACACGAGGGUCAGUCUGUGGGAUGUUCGCAGAAGGAGCCCCAAAUGCUGUUUGCUUCUCCAGACUUUGAGUUAUCGUGCUUUUGAGUUUGUUCAGAAUUUGGACACUUUGUAUGAAUGUAAUUCCGCCGAGAGACCUGUCCCCAGACACAGUCCUCAGUGUCCUCUGUAUGUAUAUUGAUGUAUAUACCACACAGUGCAACCUGCAUGAGCUUCCUUGCACCGAGACCAGCCAGAACCGAGCAUGAGACGCCGUCGCAUAGACAAAGGAUUUGAGAUGUUCUCAAUAAAAACAAAGUGUUUCACUA
Molecule: messenger RNA, 6600 nt
Organism: Equus quagga
Lineage: Eukaryota; Metazoa; Chordata; Mammalia; Perissodactyla; Equidae
Gene: ADARB1
Product: adenosine deaminase RNA specific B1
Exons: 11
Coding region: 521-2623 (700 amino acids)
Biological process (GO): adenosine to inosine editing; RNA processing
Cellular component (GO): nucleolus; cytoplasm
Molecular function (GO): tRNA-specific adenosine deaminase activity; double-stranded RNA binding; double-stranded RNA adenosine deaminase activity
Source: RefSeq, a predicted model, not a curated record